Messenger RNA from Biomphalaria glabrata, 1935 nucleotides. Its product is annotated as DBH-like monooxygenase protein 2. The transcript is spliced from 12 exons. The record is from RefSeq and is a predicted model, not a curated record. Lineage: Eukaryota; Metazoa; Mollusca; Gastropoda; Planorbidae. The coding region runs from base 148 to 1833 and encodes 561 amino acids. Gene Ontology annotation, molecular function: copper ion binding; dopamine beta-monooxygenase activity.
UUCAGUCUCGCCAGGAGUCAGUCAAGUGGAAACAAAACGUGUACAUCAAAGAUAAGCAAAUAGUGUGUUGGUACAGAGGUUACAUACAGGUGUAAAGUGAACAACUUCAGAGUGAUUGACAGUUUACUUUCGAAUUCGUUUGGAAACAUGAAGAAAACAUUUGUGUUAAUUAACUUGUUCAGCUUUCUGUUGUUACUUCAAUACUGCUUGGCCUAUAAAACGUAUCAAGAUAGCAUACCUAAUGGUAAUAAAGUGGCUCACCCCUGCAUAGCGAGUGCGUUAUGGGAAGGUGUCGGACAUAAGAAUCUUAACGGAGGCGGUGAACGAAACCCAUUUGGUCUAGAUUUUGCUAAUGCUGGCCAUGAGUGGACCAAAGAGCUGUGUGCUGCAGACUCGGACGGCGACGGAAAAACCAACGGUGAAGAGCUCGGUGACCCUUCCUGCGUGUGGUCAGCUGGUGGAGUACCAUCGCGUACAACGGACAUCUCACAUCCAGGUGUUUGCCAACCAAUGGACGAUGCUAAAUGUACAGGCAAAAAUAGUUUCGUAUCUUGUGUCUCCAACAGUUUUCAAGACAGCUGUGACGUCAUUAAAAAUACAGGUAUCGAGACGGUGGACGUGAAGCUGACUAAACACACAUUGCCAGCGGCGGACACCACGUAUAUGUGUAUGUCCUUCAACCUCCCCAAGGACCAAGAUUACCACAUCGUAGCUGACGAGCCACUCAUUGACAACGCCUACGUGGUCCACCACAUGAUGCUGUACGGCUGUGACGACUCAAUCACUGACUUCAUCGCCAGCCCAACGGAGUGUGAAAUGAGCAAAUGUACAUCUAUCAUAGGCGGAUGGUCGGUGGGUGAAACUGGCGAGUGCUAUGAUGGGACGGUUGGAUUUAGAAUCGGUCCGAAUGGAUUUAAGAAAGCCAUACUCGAGAUUCACUACGACAAUCCAAAGCUAGUGUCCACUUACCAGGACUCGAGUGGACUGCGUUUGUACUACCAACCAGCCAGCGACACGGUCAAGGACAUGUUCACUAUGCUGACUGGGCAGACGAUGUUAGUUCUACCUCCAGGUCAGUCAAGAAUUGAGAAAGUCGGAACUUGUCCAAGUUCUUGUACAUCCACUUUAUUCAAAGAGAAGGUCUAUCUUAAUAGCGCCACCAACCACAUGCAUUUAAUAGGCAGAUCAAUGAAGAUCGAUCUCAUGAGGAACGGAGCUUUUGUGAAACACUUGACCAAUGAGGAAACUUUUGACUACAACACACCCAAUACAUUUGACUUUGAUCCACCAAUCGAAGUGCUCCCAGGGGAUGAGAUCAUCACUACCUGUGUAUACAACAGUGCCACAUCAAAACAUUACGUCUACUAUGGUGACGGUACCUCGGAUGAAAUGUGCUACGGUUAUCUGACAAUGUUCCCCAAGAGUGCUCUUAAGUCGACACAACAAAACUGUGUGUCGGUGUCCACACUGUCAGCAUGUGAACUGGCUCAAGGUGUCGCUUAUAACGGAUGUGAUUGGAAGACGCUCAUCAAAGCCAACAACACAGAGGUCAUGAAAAUUAAACAAGACCUGGAAAAUACUUGUGACGUGACAAAAGUUUGCAGUUCACAGUGUCAAGAAACUGUCCAGAAAAUCUCAAACACUUGUUUCCAAGGACAGACGGCUUCAUUUGCCAAAAGUUUAGACUCUGUCUCUCCAGAGGUUUACGACGUCAGCAAAAUAGUUGAAAAAUGUCAAGAGAAUGGCAGCAACAGAAUCAGCAUUAAUACUAGAUCUAAUUACGUCCCUUUGUUGCUAUGUAUGGCAGCUGUAGUAAAGAAAAUUGUGCUUUGAAUGAUUGAGAACACAGUAGAAGCUUGUUUAACUUGUUGAUUUGUACAUUGUGUAUGCAUGUAAUUUAUAACCUAUACUUCAUCUAUCUAUUUUUGUCAGUUC